UUAAUGGAAAAAUGAUUGGUAAUUUAGUUUUUUCUCUUAAAAUUAUGACUUAAUAACUUCACAAAGAGCGACGUCUUUACUUUGGUAAAAUUAAGACUAUAUUUCUAUUAAUAUUAUAAAUACAAUUAAAUUAUGAUUCAAAAUGUUAUUACAUAUUUACUUGACUUUAUUGUAGAGGAAAUUUAAGUUUAUUUUCUCAAAAUCUCUAUUUUGGCUCUAUUACUUUGCCGUACUGAGCUAAUCUUACUUACUUCAGAUAAAUACUGACACGUUUGCUGGACUGUGUCUUCAGGUCCCAGUGUCCUCCCAAUCCCGGACACCAUCUUUAACAUCGUUCUACUGGGACUAACUGGGACCGGAAAGAGUUCAUCUGCAAACACCAUCCUGAAUACUGGAGGGUCCAAGCAGGACAUAAUGCCAUUUAGAUCCGAGGCGAGCUCCAUCCCCGUCACCAACAACUGUGACGUCAGAGUCAUGAACAAGCCGUUCGGGGUCCCCGUGAGACUGGUGGACACUCCGGACUUCUUCAGCGAGGACCUCAGGAACCCUGAGGCCCACCUAGAGGAGUGUAGGAGGUACUGUCAGCCAGGGCGGGGUGUGGUGCUGCUGGUGGUGCAGCUGGGCCGCUUCACCGACGGAGAGAGAGGGAUCUUACCUAAGCUGGAGGAGAAGCUGGGCUGGAGGAUCAGGGAGGAAACCAUCCUGCUGCUGACCCACAGAGACGACCUGAAGGGAGACCUGUUCAGUCACGUCCACACACAUCCAGACCUCAAGGGACUCGCUGAAUUGUGCAGUUUGGGUUUUCACGCGUUCAACAACAAGCUCCAGGACAACAAGCAGGUCAUCAAGCUCCUCAAGAAGAUUCCAAACUACAAACAACGUUUCCCGAAGAUCGCAAAGAAAGAAGACGUUAGCUGCCACUUGAGUUAGAUCGGCUCCACGUGCUCAUCAGUGCACGGCCUGAACGUGCACGUGACCAAGGAAUCAUACAAACAUGUUAAUCCACUCAUCAUCUCCUCACCACCAGAGACACACGUUAUCUCUCAUCUUAGUUCAGUCUUUGUAUUUAUUCUUAUACUUCCUCCUUCUCAACCUGCUCAGUCAUAACUUUUGGAUGUCAGCUGACGUGUGAGCUCUCUGUUGAUUGGUCAGCGAUGCAGAUUAUAAAGUCAGACAUGAUCACAUGAACUCUCGUCAGGUCGCUGUUGAGUUAACAGAUCGGAUUUGUUUCCUCUCUGUUUGUGAUUUAAUAAUCAAUCUGUGAGAACGAUUUCUGUUUAUCUGAAUUUCAUAUGAAACGUUGAGUCACACUGUCACGAGAAAACUAUCAGACAUUUUGUUAAAUUGAUCAAUAAAUACUAUAAAAAACAAAUAA
Messenger RNA from Pleuronectes platessa (European plaice), 1375 nucleotides. RefSeq names its product GTPase IMAP family member 5. NCBI's taxonomy places the organism in Eukaryota, Metazoa, Chordata, Actinopteri, Pleuronectiformes, Pleuronectidae. The transcript has a single exon. Gene Ontology annotation, molecular function: GTP binding. The record is from RefSeq and is a predicted model, not a curated record. The coding region runs from base 415 to 930 and encodes 171 amino acids.